AUGAGGGCUCCGCCCUUUACUGAUGACAUCAAUGGGGAGAUGGUGCCCCCGAAUUUCAAGCUCCCAAACUUGCACACCUAUGACGGCCGAGGUGACCCCGAGGAUCACCUCCGCGCCUUCAUCUCCGCCUUCCGACUCUACUGCCUCCCUGACGCUGUGAUUUGUCGGGUUUUUCCCAUUUUCUUACAUGGGACUGCCCGAAAGUGGUUCUGGAGUUUGGAACCGGGGAGCAUUUCCUCCAUGGACGAGCUGAUAGACUGGUUCAUCCACCGCUUUGUGUCGUCUCGACCAAUCACAAAGACUUCAGCUUACCUCUUAAACUUGCAACAGGGUCAGGGCGAGUCACUUCGCUCGUAUGCUCAAAGGUUCAACGAGGAGAAUGUGCAAAUACCUGAUCAGAACGAGCAGGUAACUAUCGCCGCCUUCACCAACGGGUUAGUGGCGGGGAUCUUCAACACCGAAAUCCAUCGGGAGUACCCCCGUACACUUCGGAAACUCUGGGAAAGAGUGGACCAAGGAAUCCGGAGUGAGGAUGUAAAUCGCAUGAAGCGAGAAGCCCAAGCAUCUCGUACGGGGCAAGAUCCCCGGCGGAGGAAAGACACCGGCCGAGGUGAACCAGGCCCAAGUGGCACUUCAAACCAACUCCGAGACCGCCGGAGUGUCUUCGACCGGAUCGUGAAAGGCAGAUCGUCCACCUCGGACGCCGAGCUGACCCCGCUUAAUUCUAGUCGGUCUCACGUUUUGGCGGUGAUGAGGCAGAACCACCUCGGCCGAAAUUCACCUGAGAUUCCCGGAAGAAGAGAUAAGAGGAAUUCCAACCUCUACUGUGCCUACCACCGAGAUGUGGGGCACGAGACCGAAGACUGCAACGACUUGAAGCGAGAAAUUGAAAACCUGAUCCGACAAGGAUACCUGAAGCAGUUCGUCCGCAAAGAUGGGGGCUUCAACCGAAGUGCCUCCCACCGGGAGAGCCGAGGUCCUCGCCGAGAAGACAGGCGGGACACUAAGCUUCAAUGCCGAGGUCCCGAGGACCAAAAGAGGGAUCAGAGGCCCCCACGCGACGGAUCACCAGGCUACGGCCCAAAUAUUGUCGGGGUGAUCAACACCAUCUCAGGUGGCCCAACGGGAGGAGACAGCCAGAACUCUCGAAAGCGGACCUACCGCCAAGCCGGUAUGGAGGUGGCCGAGCCGAGCUCUAGGCUAUCCGAGGUGAUAACCUAUGGUCCCCAUGACCUUGUCCCCACCGCCUCCAGCAAUCACGAGACCCUUGUGAUUGAGGUCCUUACCAAUAAUUAUAUAGUCAAGAAGGUCUAUGUCGAUCCCGGAAGCUCGGUAGACGUCCUGUACUACCGAACUUUCGAGAGUUUGAAGCUGACCCGGGAGCAACUCACUCCGGUCAGAACUCCCCUCGUCGGCUUCGGGGGACACGUCCUCCACCCGGAGGGUAUGUUGACCUUGAUGGUGACUAUCGGGCGCCAUCCCUACUGCCGAACUGUACCUGUCAGUUUUGCGGUGGUCAAAGCAGACUCUCCCUACAACAUGCUGAUAGGCCGGCCCACGCUCAACGCCUUGAGAGCCGUAUACUCCACCUACCACCUGAGUUUUAAAUUUCCGACACCUGCGGGGGUGGCCGAGGUAAGCAGCGACGUGGGCGCCGCCCGGGAAUGCUACCUCGCCACCAUUCAAGCAGCAGUCACACCCCGACCCUCGCCGAGGUCAGAAGAAAAGAGGCCAGCGGUCCUCUCCAUAGACUGCAUCGACCCUCAGAAGGCAGGAGAACCCAACAGGCUUGAGCCCGGGGAUGAGGUGGAACAAGUGGUCUUGGAUGAAACGAAACCUGACCAAAUAGUCCAAGUAGGGGCCGGACUCCCCUCACCCCUGAAAGAAGAAAUGAUCUCCCUGAUCAAGGACCACCGAGACGUCUUCGCGUGGUCCGCAGAUGAAGUGGUCGGAGUGCCAUCCGAGCUCAUGAUUCACCAACUCAACGUCAACUCACAGGCCAGACCUGUGCGGCAGAAACGAAAGCACUUCGACCCCGAACAUAGCAAGGCCAUAUCGGAUGAGGUCGACAAGCUCUUGCCGGCCAAGAUGAUCCAUGAGGUCCAAUAUCCCACCUGA
Coffea eugenioides is the source of this 2118-nucleotide messenger RNA. RefSeq lists its product as uncharacterized. The record is from RefSeq and is a predicted model, not a curated record. The coding region runs from base 1 to 2118 and encodes 705 amino acids. The transcript has a single exon. Lineage: Eukaryota; Viridiplantae; Streptophyta; Magnoliopsida; Gentianales; Rubiaceae.